Molecule: messenger RNA, 2684 nt
Organism: Mercurialis annua (annual mercury)
Lineage: Eukaryota; Viridiplantae; Streptophyta; Magnoliopsida; Malpighiales; Euphorbiaceae
Product: two-component response regulator-like APRR1
Exons: 6
Coding region: 569-2263 (564 amino acids)
Biological process (GO): phosphorelay signal transduction system; cytokinin-activated signaling pathway
Molecular function (GO): protein binding
Source: RefSeq, a predicted model, not a curated record
UAAUAAGUUUAAGCAAAGGAUUUAGGUGGGAGAGGAGAGAGUCAGAGAGAUGCUUUGGCGUUGAGCUAACGUGCGCAGGAGGGUGGGAGUUUUUCCGGCGAUCUAAUUCCAUCCGUUCGAUUAAGUAGCGGUCCCACUACAAAUCCACGUUUCAGACCGUCAGAUGAUUCUCACUGUCUCUCUUCUUGCAUAAUUGUGGUUACAACUUGCGAGUUUUACUUGGUGUCCAUGGAUGGAGCUAACUUGCGCCUGUAAUAAUAAUAAUAAAAUAUCUUCGUGGCAGCUUUUUUAUUUUUAUUUUUAUUUUUAAUUUUCCACUUGUUCUUCAACUGCUUCUUCUUGCUUCCUUCCCUAGCUUUAUCUACAAGUUAGGUUUUGCUUCGUUGUGAUUCUGUUUUUCUUUUUCUUUUUUAUGAUGAAUUGGCUGUACGGACAGCUACUGAUCCAUGCUUUAACCCUAAUAAUGAUAAAGGAGGAUAUUUUGUCAAUGGAAGUUCUCUAGUGUAUUGUUUUGUGUCUGUUUUUGUUGAGGGAGGGGUAACUUUUUAGGGUCAAUUGGGUAAUUUAUAUGAUGGAGGGGAAGGGGAAGAGUAUAAAUGGAGGUGGAGGAGGAGAAGGAUUAAUAGAUAGAAGCAAAGUAAGGAUAUUGCUGUGUGAUAAUGAUUCUAAAAGCUCUGAUGAAGUUUUUACUCUUCUUUUGAAGUGCUCUUAUCAGGUUACAGCAGUGAGAACAGCUAGGCAGGUUGUUGAUGCACUGAAUGCCGAGGGACCUGAUAUUGAUAUUAUACUUGCUGAAGUUGACCUUCAAAUGAACAAAGGCCUGAAGUUGUUGAAGUACAUCACCCGGGAUAAAGAGUUGCGACGCAUUCCUGUGAUCAUGAUGUCGGCACAGGAUGAGGUCUCAAUUGUUGUUAAGUGCUUGAGGUUAGGAGCGGCGGACUAUCUUGUAAAGCCUCUGCGUACUAAUGAACUAUUAAACCUGUGGACACACAUGUGGAGAAGGAGGCGCUUGCUGGGAUUGGCGGAGAAGAACAUUUUGAUUUAUGACUUUGAUCUGGUAGUAUCAGAUCCAAGUGAUGCAAACACAAAUAGCACUACUCUUUUCUCAGAUGACACGGAUGACAAGUCUCGGAAGUGUACAAACCCAGAAAUUGGUGUAUCAGCUCAACAGGAAGACGAGCCUGCUGCUUCUGCUAAUCCUACUGUUGGUGGUUGCGGUGGUGCUGGUGCUGGUGCUACUGGUUGUGCUAAUGUUUAUGGACCUGCACCUAUCAAUCAACUUGAAUAUCGACCCGAUGUGCCUGGAAUAAGUGACCGAAAAACAGGACAAUUAUUAUCUGGACCGAGGAAGAGUGAAUUAAAGAUUGGCGAAUCAUCUGCCUUCUUUACUUAUGUCAAGUCAAGCACAGUCAAAAACACUUCCCAAGAAUUUCCCAUCCGUGAGGAUAACGCUGUUCCAAGUUUGAUCAGGCCAGAAGAGAAACUUGAAUCAUGUGUUCCGCAAGUGGUUAAUGAGGCUCAAAUACAUGAAAAUGGAGACGCGUGGGAGAGCUAUUCACAGGAUGAUUUCCGUAGCAGUUCUAGCAUCCCCGAUUCUCUUUCUCUCGAGAGAUCUUGCACCCCACCCAUGUCAACAGAAUUUGCCCGAAAGAAUUUCCAGGACGAUAAGCAGCUCCCUCAGCCGGUUGUACAUCCAAGAAAUGAGCUUCCACAUGAUACCUCAGGUUUAUCGGCACAAAAUAUUUAUCCAUAUUACAUGUCUGGUGUUAUGAAUCAAGUAAUUAUGCAAUCCUCAGCACAGCUAUACCAAAAUAGUCUGCACGACUUGCAAAGUAAUGCACCUUCAGCUAUUCGGCCUCAGUACAAUCAUCUUCCGCAGUGUUCUCCUCAUGUUGCUGGCAUGUCAUCAUUCCCGUACUACCCUGUUAAUUUAUGUUUACAGCCUGGUCAAAUGCCUAAUACUCAUCCAUGGCCAUCAUUUGGAGGUUCAUCUUCCCCUGAGAAACUAAAUAAAACUGAUAGAAGAGAGGCAGCAUUGAUGAAGUUUAGACAGAAAAGGAAAGAGAGAUGUUUUGAUAAGAAGAUUCGGUAUGUUAACCGGAAAAAACUCGCGGAAAGGAGGCCCCGUGUGCGGGGGCAGUUUGUGAGGAAGGUAAAUGGUGUGAACGUGGAUCUUAAUGGGCAACCUGAUCCUAAUGAUUACGAUGAGGAUGAAGAAGAGGACGAGGAGGAACUCGCAUCUCGGGAUUCUUCAGGAUCUUAAUCUGUAAGAUGGCUGUUGAUGAGGUUCCUUUUAUUUCUCAAAUGAGCUUCAUUGCUAUGAAGCUUCUAUUUCCAAGUCCCUGGCAUUGAUGAUGCCUUUGUCUGGAAGAUGUUAUGUGUGUGCAUCAUACCAAGGGAUUUAUCGUGGUGGAGUAAUGAACGUCGUCUGAACUACUACUUCCAGCAUUCUUCUCAAAGGCGCUGGUUCAGCAUACUCGGGGUUAAGCAGCGGCUUUAUGGAUUCGUCUUGCGGAGAGUUUCUUGACAGAAAUCGUGCCUGAAAAUUGUGCCAGCUGAAAUGUAUCUUGCAGCUAUAAUAAUUUAUCUGGUUCAAUCCCCAAACACGGAAAGAAUAUUGAGACAUUGAAAAUCUUCCUCUAUAUUUUCUCUUUUUACAAUCCAAAUAUUAGAACUUUAAGGUC